AUGUCGUUCCUCUGUGGUGGAUCAAAAACGGCACAGCGCAAGCUGGUCCUACUCUACUUCCCGACCGUCUAUGAGCCAACAGUGUUCGAGAACUACGUACACGAUAUCUUUGUCGACAAUGUGCACAUUGAGCUAUCGCUGUGGGACACGGCAGGCCAGGAGGAGUUUGACCGGCUGCGCAGCCUGUCCUACGACGACACGGACCUGAUCAUGCUCUGCUACAGCGUCGACAGCCGGGACAGCCUGGAGAACGUGGAGUCGAAGUGGGUGGGCGAGAUCGCGGACAACUGCCCGGGCGUGAAGCUGGUGCUGGUGGCGCUCAAGUGCGAUCUUCGCGAGGCGGACGACGAGGAGGCCAGCGAGGGCGCAGCGACGCAGGGCGGCGCGGCAUCUGGCGGCGGCGAAGACGGAUCGGCAGCGUCGGGUGCAGCGCCGGCAGCACGCGAGAAGAAGCCGAUGAUCACAUACGACCAGGGCCUAGAGGUGGCGCGGCGCAUCAACGCGAUGCGGUACCUGGAGUGCUCGGCGAUGCGCAACCGGGGCGUCAACGAGGCCUUUACGGAAGCUGCGCGCGUGGCCCUGAGCGUGCGAAAGGAACGCGAAGGCGGCAAGUGCACCAUCAUGUAG
This is a messenger RNA of Grosmannia clavigera kw1407, 627 nucleotides long. RefSeq names its product protein rho3. Lineage: Eukaryota; Fungi; Ascomycota; Sordariomycetes; Ophiostomatales; Ophiostomataceae. The transcript has 3 exons. Gene Ontology annotation, biological process: small GTPase-mediated signal transduction. Gene Ontology annotation, molecular function: GTPase activity; GTP binding. The coding region runs from base 1 to 627 and encodes 208 amino acids. The record is from RefSeq and is a predicted model, not a curated record.